UGUAUUGAAAAUUGAAAAAAUUCUUUUAUUACUAAAAAGUCUUUUUAAUUUAGAUAUCUAACUAUAGUUCAAAUCAGUAAAAAUGGCCGGUGUCAGAACUUAUGAAUUAAGAACCAAAUCUAAGGAUCAAUUAGAUUUACAAUUGGUUGAAUUAAAAAAGGAAUUAGCCAACUUGAAAGUUCAAAAAUUACAAAAACCAACCUUACCAAGAAUUCACACUGUUAGAAAAAAUAUUGCUAAAGUUUUAACUAUCAUUAACUUAAACCAAAGAGAAUCUGUUAGAGCCUUUUACGCUGGUAAGAAAUAUCAACCAAAAGAUUUAAGAGCUAAAAAAACUAGAGCUAUUAGAAGAAGAUUAACUAAAUUCGAAGCUAGAGCUGAAACUGAUAAAGCUAGAAAACAAAGAAUCGCUUUCCCACAAAGAAAAUUCGCUAUUAAAGCUUAAACCCUUUUUUAAUAGUCAAAACAGUCUCAUUCCAAAUCUUCCACCAUGUAUGUUAGUUAUAUAUAGCAUAUCUUGUUUAAUAUAAAAUAUCUAUGUUAACGUUUUAUUAAC
Molecule: messenger RNA, 556 nt
Organism: Scheffersomyces coipomensis
Lineage: Eukaryota; Fungi; Ascomycota; Pichiomycetes; Serinales; Debaryomycetaceae
Gene: RPL35
Product: 60S ribosomal protein uL29
Exons: 2
Coding region: 83-445 (120 amino acids)
Biological process (GO): maturation of LSU-rRNA from tricistronic rRNA transcript (SSU-rRNA, 5.8S rRNA, LSU-rRNA); translation
Cellular component (GO): ribosome; cytosolic large ribosomal subunit
Molecular function (GO): mRNA binding; structural constituent of ribosome
Source: RefSeq, a predicted model, not a curated record